Symbiodinium necroappetens is the source of this 384-nucleotide messenger RNA. Lineage: Eukaryota; Dinophyceae; Suessiales; Symbiodiniaceae. The record is from the annotation of a GenBank genome assembly.
GUGAAGAAGCUCGACAAUGUGUAUCUCACUGCCGAUGCCGCCAAAGCGGCCCCGGAAGGAAGCAGUCCGAUCAUUCUUUCACAGGUAGUGAAGCCCGUGGCUGGCCAAAUCAAGGAGGGAGCGAAGGAGGCUGCGCUGGCCUUUACCGGCAAGGAGGAGUACAAGUUCGGGGACAUUAGCAAGGAAGCCGCCACACGUGCAAAGGCUGCAGUUGCCACACUACUGGGCCAGGAGGAGUACCAAUUUGGAGACGUCACAAAGGCUGCGGUGAACAAAGCUAUGGACAAGAUCGCUGACUUCACGGGCAAGGAAGAGUACAAGUUUGGGGACAUCACCAAAACCCUGCUGCGCAAGACUCUGGACUACUUGGAGAAAGAUGAUUAA